CACUUCCUGUUGACCUUACUAUUUUCAAGACGCAACAAUUGAAGAGGUUUUGUUUUAGUAAAUAAAGUGUAUUAGGUUUUAUCAACGUGCAGACGCACAGCGAUGUCAAUAUAUAGGAUGGCAUAUGUGUAAGUCAUGCUUCAUCUGUGAACCAUGACGUACGCUUUCAUACUACACGGAAAAWAUAUAUAUAUAUUCCCCGGAAGGGUGCUGCCAAUCCUAUUUCAUUACCGUCAUUAGGUCAUCACACGCAUCUUGUUACAGAUCCAAAAGUCAUUCAACAACGUCAAGACRAGAAGUAACACAGAUUACGCUAUGAAUACCACAACAACCCACAGUCCUCUUACAAAUCCAAUCCCUGUAGUUGGAGUUGCUCUCGCAGCUACAUUCGAAAUCAUUCUUUGUWUCACGGGAAGUAUAGGAAACUCGCUGAUUAUCGCAGCUGUAAUCAAAAACAAGAAUCUACACUCRGCUACAAACUUUUUCAUUGUGGCGUUAGCCGUGGCUGACUUACUAGUUAGUGUAAUCCUCGUUCCAAUGCGAGCUUCCCAACACAUAUCACUAGCAAGAAAACAGAGCGGUAACAUUUCACCAGCAGCGGUAGAAGUUGCUGGGUUUGUCGGACGAGUUAAUAUCAUUGCAUCAAUUUCUUGUCUUUGUGCUUUGAGCAUUGAUCGAUGUAUUGCCUUAUCAAGACCAGUCAAGUACAUUACAUCAUUCAAACACGCCACAGGAAAAGUUUUAAUCAUCAUUGCUGUGAUUUGGGCCCUUGCUGUGUUGAUUACAAGUGUUCCUAAAUUCCCUGGCGUUAGUGAUAAACCAUUCUUGAUUUUCUUCGUUGUUUUCGUGUUGGUUGCUACGUGUAUCAUAGCUGUUGCUUACUGCAAAAUCUUUAAGAUUGCAAAAGGUGCRAGAAAACGCCGUGGAAAGACCGCAGCCAAUCUCAUUCGUYUAUCUAUCAGUACAGCUAUGGAUCCUCGACUUAAACAAGCAGCAGACCAACAAGAAAAGAAAGAAGAAMUCCAAACUCAACAAUMUCAAAAACAAGAACAUAAAGCAGCUAAAACCAUUGGACUYGUUAUUGCUGCAUUCAUUGCUCUCGUUUAUCCUCGUAUAAUACUGAUAUUGUACCACUUUGGAACCCCAUCAACAACGACCAGUCGAUAUGCAAGGUUUUGGAUCCGCAUUUUACUUUAUAGCAACUCAUCCGUCAACCCUGCGCUGUACGCAUGGAGACAUAAGAAUUUUAGAAGAGAGUUUGUCAAGAUACUUCGUAGUCUGAUUAAUGUUUUUAGAUGCAGAAAACAUGYCAAUGAAUUUGAUGUCAAACCAACUACUCUCUCUUCUAAGGUAAUAUCAACAAGUAGUGGGAAAUAAAAGGUAUAUUUUAUUGCCAACCAUCUUACAAAUCUCCUGGUAAUUACUGACACUUGGACACCACAAAUGGUCUAAUGUAUAAAUCCUGUUGUAGUUACUGUUAUUUUAAGUGUAUAUCUGUGAUACCCUUACAAUCUACAAAACUAUAGUCACUGUCCUGCAAAACAUGUAUGGGAAGAAGAUUAUGACAAAUGCAAUAUUAUUCUUAUCCAAACAUGAAUCAGCAUAAACGUGRCAAGAAUUACCAAAAUUAAAGUGCUUGUAUAAAUUAACAUACUUUUACAGUGUGUGUUGGUAAUACAACAGUAAUAGAUUUUGUAGUAAGGUUUGGUAUAAGUAAUGAUACCAAAUUCAGCUUUCUCAGUUUUAAUUAUAAACRUAUUUUCAUUGUAUUUAAAUGGCUUGUCCACAAUAAAUGAUUCUGAGACAUG
Messenger RNA from Exaiptasia diaphana, 1808 nucleotides. Its product is annotated as putative tyramine receptor 2. The coding region runs from base 316 to 1377 and encodes 353 amino acids. The transcript has a single exon. Gene Ontology annotation, molecular function: G protein-coupled receptor activity. Gene Ontology annotation, biological process: G protein-coupled receptor signaling pathway. The record is from RefSeq and is a predicted model, not a curated record. NCBI's taxonomy places the organism in Eukaryota, Metazoa, Cnidaria, Anthozoa, Actiniaria, Aiptasiidae. Gene Ontology annotation, cellular component: membrane.